GCCGUGGCGUCUCCAUCAGGGGACACGCGUCCCAACAAGGCAGCCGCAGAUGUCUCUCCUUGUCUCCUGUCACCGACGGCGAGAUAUGUCCAUCUUCUGCUCCGUGAAACUUUUACAUUUCACACAGCUCGAGGGAUUUGUUUUUGUUUUUAAAAAUACAGAAUAAAAGGAGCUCCGCUCGUCUUUGAAAAAACCCCCAAACAAAAAAGCAACAACCGAGAGGCAGGUUUGAGCAGAGGUGUCCAAAGGCUGCAAUGCCCUCUAAAAUGCACAACGCCGGUCGCGUAGCUCACGCCAGGCGGAUGGUGCAGCAGCUGAGGAUAGAGGCCAGCAUCGAGAGGAUAAAGGUGUCCAAGGCUUCGUCGGACCUGAUGCGUUACUGUGGGGAACACGCCAAGAGCGACCCGCUGCUCAUGGGCCUCGGCGCUUCUGAAAACCCUUUCAAGGACAAGAAGCCCUGCACGGUUUUGUAGAGCCACGCCUCGACUCCUGCUGCUUUCCUAUUUGAUUCCUAUGUGGGAAAUAAGUGACACAGGUCACAACUCAUCAAAAGGCCACGGUUACCCACCCUGUCAGCAGAAAUCUAUGGGGUAUUGUACUUUAAUGCAAACCACAGGAAUACGAAUGUCAACAUUUCUGAACCCCAAAAAAUGAAUGUCAGCCCGACAUGAUUAGUUAGCAUUAAAAAAAUCAUGGUUUGUGUUAUUUAAUUGUAAUAAAACGUCACGUAACAACUGUAACGAAUCUACUGUGAAUAAAGAACCAUCUCCAGCUGACUUUUUACAAAUGGAACAACGUCCAAACACAUGCAACGUAUCCAGCGGUUUACAGAAAGCUACAAUGCCAAGAUUUGUUCCUGGCAAAAUAAAAAAAGGCUGUUACACCAAAGAACACGCAGGAGUCUGAAUCUGAAGCCUGAGAUGAGCCAUGAAUUACAUUACAGGUCAUUUAGCUGACGCUUUUAUCCAAAGCGACUUACAUUGCAUUUUAUUGUUUUCCCAGGGAGCAAAUAGGGGUUAGGUGUCUUGCUCAAGGACACUUCGACAUGGAACAUGGAGCAGCCGGGACUUGAACUACCAACCUUGCAGUUCCUGGCGGUUAGGGUUAGGAGCACCCUCUCUACUCAAUGCGCCACGGUCGACCCCCAGAAUUCCAGACUCCCCCAUUUUUACAGCGCGUACAAACAAACCCCCUCAACAUCGGCCCGAUCAGAUCGAGGCCUUAAGCUGUCACGUCUUACUUGCAUCAGACUUCCGGAAGGAGCUGUUGUAGGUUGUGUGCUGCUGAUAACGAGCAGCCGAGGUAAUGAUAUCCUGUCGGCGGACGCUCCAACCGAGCCGUCCGUCACAUGAAAGCAGAGAGGAAAGAGCGGAGGCCCUCUGAUGCACGGCUCCUGCUUUAUUUUUGUCAUCUAGUCACAAUCAUGAUAGUUAUUCAAAAUUGGCCAUUACAUUGUUCUCUUUUUUCCUUCAAGCACAGACAGAGCAAUCAAAUUGUCCUGACAUGUACAAUUCAACCUUUGCAGAGACAAACCAUUCACUUAAAGCGUCAAUUGGAUUUUUAUUUUCAGGAUAUUGAGGAUUGAGCUAUUAAAUGUCAUGAAAUAUUAAGACCACAGAUAUAUUAUUUGGAUUAAACAGUCCAAAUGUAUACUUUUUUCUCCUUUUUUUGUAUUUGCCUAUACGUGAAUUAUCAACUCAGCCCAACUAUCUCUUAAAAGGCAAGUAAAAAGCAGCAGUAUCAACUUUUAAGAUUGCUGGUCGUUGUAUAUGACCCUUUUAUAUAUUUUUAUUCAAUUAUUGCUGAAAAUAAAGAUUCAAAACCACUGAGAUCACCAUUUCAUCAGAUCCAGCUAUUUAACAUCCCUGUGUUCUGUGUGCAGAGCCGGGAUUUACAGCUGCACUAAGCUGUCAACACCAGAUGACUGUUAUAACACACUUUUUAUUUUGUAUGUAGCUGUGACAAUAUGUCUUUUUUGUGCGUUUGGGCACAUUCAAAACAUAUAACCAGCCAGGGCCUUAUUGAUAAAGCAAUCAUGCUACAACCUUUCAAUUACCUUCUAGUUAAAUAAAGGUUGUUGUAUUUAACUGUGAAUAAGAAAGAUCCAUUGGUGAAGAGAGUAUAAGUUGUUAUUGUAUGACAUCAUAUUUCUAAAAGACUUAUAUUCAAUAACAAAUUGCAUUAAAGGAACAGUGUAUAGCAUUUAGCGGAUCUAUGGCAGAAAUUAAAUAUACUUCUACUAUUCCCUGCUGCUAAAUCCGGCCCACUGACGCUUCAGGAUAUGUCUCAAUAUGUACGCAAUAUGUCUAUGAACCCUAGUAUGCGCUUGCUUUAGCUGUUUAAUGUUCUGUAAUAGAAUUGUAGUCAUUCAGUCAAACCUCAGCCUGGAAAAAAAAUAAAAUUAAACUUUUUGGGCUAA
Messenger RNA from Gasterosteus aculeatus aculeatus (three-spined stickleback), 2419 nucleotides. It is a transcript of the gene gng12b, whose product is annotated as guanine nucleotide binding protein (G protein), gamma 12b. Gene Ontology annotation, biological process: G protein-coupled receptor signaling pathway. Gene Ontology annotation, molecular function: G-protein beta-subunit binding. The record is from RefSeq and is a predicted model, not a curated record. Gene Ontology annotation, cellular component: heterotrimeric G-protein complex. Lineage: Eukaryota; Metazoa; Chordata; Actinopteri; Perciformes; Gasterosteidae.